Molecule: messenger RNA, 2811 nt
Organism: Seriola dumerili (greater amberjack)
Lineage: Eukaryota; Metazoa; Chordata; Actinopteri; Carangiformes; Carangidae
Gene: ttll4
Product: tubulin tyrosine ligase like 4
Exons: 20
Coding region: 1-2811 (936 amino acids)
Biological process (GO): microtubule cytoskeleton organization; protein polyglutamylation
Cellular component (GO): cilium
Molecular function (GO): tubulin-glutamic acid ligase activity; tubulin binding
Source: RefSeq, a predicted model, not a curated record
AUGCCCACCAACCAGUCCUCCCCCUGGGGUGGGGGGAAGCUACGGGCUUGCUCUAAUGCUGACGGUCCUGCCACUACAACACCUGUCAGUACACACGCCAAGACAGUUGCGGCCACUAAGGUGCCUUUUAGUCAGACUUCCCUAGAGUUAUCCAGGAGAAAGGACCAAGCCAAAUCUCUCUCCUCUGCUGUUGCCUCCUCUGCCUCCCCGUGGAGGCAGACAACAGUGGCCCCCUCUGGGGCUUCUGUAUGGGACAAUGGGGACGGACGUAAAACCAACAACCAGAGCCAAUUCACCGCUGUGCCAGAUCGGUCUCCAACCCUGCCACAACAGCUUAAUGUGAUUCAAAUCCCAAACCAGGUACUGGCAACAGGACAGAAGCAGGCUGGCAGCAGCCUCACAGAGACCAAUGCCCCUUCCUCCAUCCCCAAGAAAGAAUGUCAGGCUGGGUUUAAUGGUCUGCUGAUGGGUACCAUGCAGAACUGGACGUCGCUCCAAACCUCUCAGCCUGAAAACGGUUUAGCAAUGGGCAGACGUCUGGAUGCCACAGAGGUCAGUCCCUUUCCAAAUGGCCCCAUGCCAACUGUGCUCAGUGCCAGUGUCAGUGCCAGUCAAGAGCAGCAGCCCACACCGUCGGAUAUCAUCCCAGAUGUGGCCCCCUGUCCUGCAGGAACCCUGGUGGGUUCUGUGACCACUCAGAUCUCCGCUAUCCACCUGACCAAGCAGGGGCAGCCUGCCUCCAUGUCAUCUUCAUCCUCGUCCCCUUCUUCUUCCUCACCCUUGCCGACAGAGGAGUGUGCGGUUGGCGAGACUCAGCUGUCCGGCCGGGAGUGUGUCAUGCAGGUGGAUGGAGGUGAGGAAGAGCUGCCCGAUGAGCUGGAAAACGCUUGUAGUGACGACGAUGAUUCAGACUGUUCAUCCAGCAACGGCGCUUCAUCUACAGCAUCCUUCGCUCUCCUCUCUGGUGUUGAGGAGCCGAUGUUAUUGGGGGCCGAGGAUGAUCAAGAAGAGCAUCCAGCGCUGGUUCCCAGUUUGUUCCCCCUCAUCCCUCCAACACUCUACUUCAGCACCGCCAGUGAGAAAGUGGAGCUGCUGCCUGCGGAACAAAGACGACUGUUAAAAUGGAAGAUAAGCACCGUCACUCCUAACGUGGUCAAACACACCAUCGCCAGGUCCCACUUCAAAGCCACCAAGAGUAACCACGACUGGCUCGGCUGCUGGGGACACCACAUGAAGUCUCUUGGCUUCAAGGCGCUUGAGGAGCACCAGAAGUUGAACCACUUCCCAGGGACGUUCCAGAUUGGCAGGAAGGACCGGCUGUGGAGGAACCUGUCCAAGAUGCAGGCUCGCUUUGGGAAACAGGAGUUUAACUUUUUCCCCCGAACCUUCAUCCUUCCUCAGGACAUCAAGCUGCUCCGCAAGGCCUGGGAGGACGGUGGCUCCAGGCAGAAAUGGAUCAUCAAACCUCCUGCAUCAGCCAGAGGAAUCGGCAUCCAGGUCAUCCACAAAUGGAGCCAGAUGCCCCGCAAGAGGCCGCUGCUGGUCCAGAAGUACCUUCACAAGCCCUACCUCAUCAGCGGCAACAAGUUUGACCUGAGGAUCUACGUGUACGUGACGUCCUACGACCCGCUCAGAAUCUACAUCUUCACUGACGGACUGGUUCGAUUCGCCAGCUGCAAAUAUUCGUCUUCCAUGAAGACUCUGAGUAACAAGUUCAUGCACCUGACCAACUACAGCGUCAACAAGAAAAACUCUGAAUACCAGACGAACAGCGACGACAAGGCCUGCCAGGGACACAAAUGGGCUUUGAAGGCUUUGUGGCAAUAUCUGGGUUCUAAGGGAGUCAACACCACUCUGAUAUGGGAGAAGAUUAAAGACAUUGUGAUCAAAACCAUCAUUGCGUCAGAACCGUACGUCAACAGCCUGCUGAAGAUGCACGUCCGGACGCCGUACAGCUGCCACGAGCUGUUCGGCUUCGACAUCAUGCUGGACGAGAACCUCAAACCCUGGAUCCUGGAAGUUAACAUAUCACCCAGCCUCCAUUCCAACACAGCGCUGGAUGUUUCCAUCAAAGGUCAGAUGAUCAGAGAUCUCCUGAACCUGGCUGGCUUUCGUGUUCCUCAAAGAGAUGAUGUGGUCGCUCCCUGCAGCAGCACCUCCAGCUCCACCAGCAGUCUGUGUGGCGGGAACAGGGAGAGGAACAAACAAGAUCUGUCUGCUGAUGAGAAAGUUAAACGGGCGUUUUACCUCACACAGCGCUACGCCGACCAGGACUUCCUCCCUACAGUGUUGGAUAUCUUGACUCCAGAGGACGUUCGCGUGCUGGCAGAGACCGAAGACGAGCUGAACCGCCGGGGAGAGUUUGAGCGAAUUUUCCCGUCGCCGUCGUCAUCUCGCUACCUUCGCUUUUUCGAGUGUCCGAGAUACCUCAGCAUCCUGCUGGAUCAGUGGGAGCAGAAGUACUGGAACAACAGGACAAAGGGUAUCAGUCUGCUGAGGACUCUCUGUCAGAAAGGAGUCCAUCUGGGAACCAGUGACCCUGCUCAUAUAUGGUCCAAGUGCAGCUACAUCUCCAGGUUCGAACCCCACAGACAAGACAUUGUCAGCCCAUCAAGAUCCAGGGUGGUGGUCAGCCAUCGUCACCGGUCCCAUCGUGAUGAUAAUGACGACGGGUCAGACAGGGAAGUCGCUUCGGUCUCCAGUCUGCCUGUUUCGCCAAGUCCUGGAUCUAGUGUCACCAGCAGUGCCUGUGCAAGUCCUCAGCCCAGCCUCACCCAGAGCCUGCUGCCCCAACAGUUUGCCUCGCUCUGA